Messenger RNA from Drepanopeziza brunnea f. sp. 'multigermtubi' MB_m1, 561 nucleotides. The record is from RefSeq and is a predicted model, not a curated record. NCBI's taxonomy places the organism in Eukaryota, Fungi, Ascomycota, Leotiomycetes, Helotiales, Drepanopezizaceae.
AUGCUCUCGUCGUAUCUUAAGGAUGAUUUCGAUACGCUGGCCAAUUCGUUCGCGAGGCAGCAGGCGUUCGAAGAUCGGUUGCGCCAAGUCGAGGAGCUCCGUCAGGACGAAGACAUUACCACUCAUACACAUACUAUCGCCCGCACCCUCUUAGUCUCCGUCCUCGCGCCAGCAUUCGCGCUUAUACCAGCCCGAUCGAUUGCUAUCGCUAUCGCUAUCGCCAUAUCUGCAUGCCAUUCUCCCUUUUAUUGCGUCGUCAAGGAUCGAAGUCGGAAUAGAGAUAAAGAUGGAAGAAUAGAGAUCGCUCCGGCGGGGUCGAUAGUCGAAGCGCAUAAAGCCAUUAAGGAAGGAGGAGGAGAGGCAGGCGAAGGUGAAGGUAAAGGUGAAGAAGCAUAUGGAAAUGGUAGGGAGGACGGCCAAUCCGAAGCUGAAGAAAGUAAAGGUGAGAGACAAAGAGAAGCCUUUCAAUUCCGUAUCGAUUCAACCUCGCUUUCAGCCUUGCGCACGGCUAAUCAGAGCAUCGAUGCCAAGAUGAGCGUGUUGCGCACUAUAGCGGGCUGA